Messenger RNA from Dictyostelium discoideum AX4, 1896 nucleotides. RefSeq lists its product as hypothetical. Gene Ontology annotation, biological process: protein folding. Gene Ontology annotation, molecular function: ATP hydrolysis activity; ATP binding; ATP-dependent protein folding chaperone. Bases 1 to 1896 code for a protein of 631 amino acids. The record is from RefSeq and is a predicted model, not a curated record. Lineage: Eukaryota; Evosea; Eumycetozoa; Dictyosteliales; Dictyosteliaceae. The transcript is spliced from 3 exons.
AUGCAAAGAUUUACAAAAUUAUAUAUUGAAAAUAAUGAUGAUGAUAAUAAUAAUAAUAAUGAAAAUAUAGAAAGAUCAUUAGAAGGAAAAGAUGCAAUUUUUAGUAAUAUUAUAGCAUGCAUUACAAUUGGAGAUAUUAUGAAAUCAUUAUUAGGUCCCUGUAGUAGGGAUAAAUUAAUAAUCAAUAAAUAUAAUGAGAUUAUAGUUAGUAAUGAUGGAUACACUGUUUUGAAAUCAAUUCAAUUAGAACAUCCUUGCUCAAAAAUGAUGGUAGAAUUAAGUUUUUCGAUGGAUGAUCAAAAUGGUGAUGGUACUACAUCAGUUGUAGUUUUGAGUUCAUUUUUAUUAAGAAAAUCUUUAAAAUUAUUAAACGGUUCUUCAACUAAUAUUAGUAAUAAUAAUAAUAGUGGUGGUAUUGGUAGUGGUGGUGGAUCAAUUCAUCCAAUUAAAAUUAUAAAUGGAUUUGUUCGUGCAUCUAAAAUUGCAAUUGAAUCAAUUAUUAAUCAAUCAAAAUCAUUUGAUAUUAAUACUGACCAAGGUAAAAAUUUAAUGAUGCAAACUUGUAAAACCACUUUAAAUUCUAAAUUAAUAUCACAUACAAAUCCAAUUUUAUCAAAAUUAGCAAUUGAUUCAAUAUUAAUGAUAUCAAAUUUAAAAGGUUCAAUUUCAACAGAAUCAAUAAAUAUUAUUUCAAUUCAAGGCGAAUCAGUUGAAAAGUCAACUAUUUAUCCAUAUUUUAUAUUACCUCAUUCAUUAAUUACACCAUUUUAUUCAAAUAGUAAUAAUAAUAAUGGUGAUUUUAAAAUUUUAUUUUUAAAUUUAUCAAAUAAUGGUAAUAAUAUUAAUAAUAAUAAUAAUAUUUUAAAUAUUGAAGAUAAUAUUAAUAAAGAAGAAAAUAAUAUAAAAUCAAUUGUAAUAUCAUUAAAAAAGAAAGGAAUUUCAAUGAUUGGAAUUUUAGAAGAUUUAAAUAUACCAAAUUUAAAUAUUUCAAAUUUAUUAUUAUCUUAUUUAACAAAAGCUAAAAUAUCAGUUUUAAAACCAUUUUCAUUUGAAAAAAUGAAAUAUUUAUCCAAUAGAUUAAAUAUACCAAUAAUUUUUGAUAAAUCUGAAAUCAUUAAAUCUGACAAUUUCAAAACUUUUAAAUCAAUUAAAUAUCAAACUAUUAAUAAUGAAAAUUUAAUUCAUUUUGAAAAUCAUAUUAUCACUACUACUAAUAAUCAAAAUGAUGAUAGUUGUUGUUAUAAUAAUAAUAAUAAUAAUAAUAAUAAUAAUAAUAAUAAUAAUAAUAAUAAUAAUAAUAAUAAUAAUAAUAAUAAUAAUAAUAAUAAUAAUAAUAAUAAUAAUAUUUUACCAACUAUUAUUUUAAGAGGUACAACAAUAAUGGAAUUAAAAGAAACUGAAAGAGCAUUACAUGAUGCAUUAUGUGUAUUAAGGAAUUUAAUUCGAAAUCCAAUUGUUGUACCUGGUGGUAGUGCUUGUGAAAUUGAAGCAUCAAAAAAAAUAAAUGAUUUCUUUAAUAAUUCAAUCAUUAUAACUAAUGGUAAUAAUAAUAAUGAUAAUACUACUAUUAUUAAUAGAGAUGAAUUAUUGGCAAUGUUAUCAUUUGCAGAAUCAUUAGAGGAAAUAUCAGAAACACUUUGCCAAAAUUCAGGUAUUGAUAAUCAUUUAGAGGUUGUAUUAAAACUUAAACAAAUUCAUUUAGAGAAUAAAUUAAACAAUUCUAAAAAUAUUGGAAUUGAUUUAAAAGUAAAUUCUAUUGGUGAUAUGUUUGAGUAUGGUGUAUUGGAAACACUUUCUAACAAAUUGGCACAAAUAACAAUGGCAACAGAAAUUGUAACAAGCAUUUUGAAGAUUGAUGAAAUAGUUUAUUAUAGAAAUUUGGUAGGAAAACUUUAA